UCCCGGAUUGGCUGGCAGAGCCGGGCUCCUCCUCGGGCUCCACCUACUUGGGGGGCUCUCAGCCCUUCCCUUGGGUGGGGCGCUCCAAGGGUGACCCCACGCUGAGACUGUGGCAGUGAACCCAGCAGCGGUCAGAAAAGCUGCAUCCAGUCUUACAUACCAAGUCCUUCCAUCCCCAGAGCAUGCCACCUAAGACCAAAGAAAAAAGGCGAAAAAGUGGGGCACUGAAGAAAAAAAAGAGCUCGGGUGCCGAUGUGGAGGCCGAGGCCAAGCACAGGCUGGUAUUUCUGGAGAAGGAGCUGCUCCAAGACCACGUGGCUGUGUGGAGGGAUGAGGCCCGCCGAGCCAAGGCUUCUGAAGUCCAACUCAAGCAGAGGUUGCAAGGAUUGGCAGCUGAACUGGAAGGGGCCCAAAGCGAAGGGAAGGCCAUACUUAAAGAGAUGAGCCGCCAACACCGGGCCCUGCAGGAGGAGAUGGAGGCCCGCAGCAAGCAGCUAGAGGAGGAAGUGAGGCUCCUUCAGGAGCGGUUAGAAACCUGCCAGACAGAGGCUGAGGCUUCAAGGAAAGAGGCUGAGAGAGCCCUUCGAGAGCAAGACCAGACCCUGGCUGAGCUUCGGGCCCACGUGACAGACAUGGAGGCCAAGUAUGAGGAAAUCUUAGAUGGCAGCCUGGACCUGCUCUUGGCCAAGAUGAGAGCCAUCAAGCCUCAGUGGGACGAGGCCGCGCUGAGACUCCAUGCCAGGCACAAGGAGCUGCUGUGCCAGUUUGGCCUCAACCCCCUGGAUCUUUGAGCUGCUGGCCCCUAGUUUCCAAGGCCCAGGAAUAAAGUACCUUGAUGUAGAACCAA
This is a messenger RNA of Octodon degus (degu), 847 nucleotides long. It is a transcript of the gene Drc12, whose product is annotated as coiled-coil domain containing 153. The transcript has 7 exons. The record is from RefSeq and is a predicted model, not a curated record. Bases 183 to 791 code for a protein of 202 amino acids. Lineage: Eukaryota; Metazoa; Chordata; Mammalia; Rodentia; Octodontidae.